This is a messenger RNA of Vanrija pseudolonga, 906 nucleotides long. RefSeq lists its product as uncharacterized. NCBI's taxonomy places the organism in Eukaryota, Fungi, Basidiomycota, Tremellomycetes, Trichosporonales, Trichosporonaceae. The coding region runs from base 1 to 906 and encodes 301 amino acids. The transcript is spliced from 2 exons. The record is from RefSeq and is a predicted model, not a curated record.
AUGUCCACCGUCCCAGCCAAGCGCGCACGCAUCUCUGAACCCAAUGCAAUCGACGAUGCGUUGGGGAGCGAGAGCGAGUCGACAGUCAACAGCACAACCGCCGUCAAUGCGACACCACACACGCCCGAGUCGCUCGCGGCUCUGCUGGUCACUGCGUCGCGUACCGACAUCCUCGCGCUCCUCCUCGACCCUGGGGUCGCGCAUCCCGACGUCGCGGAGAGCGUGGAGGCGUUCGCGUCCAAUCUUCGCGCACCAGCACCUGAUGCUCCGGAGACGGAGCUCCACGUGCCUGCUCAGCCCGGGGCUGUCGCGGUAACAUGCUCAAUUACCGAGGCGGUGCCCACGUCCCAGCUAGCAGAGAUCCCAGCGGCGUCGGGGUCGGGGGAGCCACAAGUGCCGAAUCCCCAGGCCACGCCCCCGUCGGUCGACGACCUCAGAGAACAUGACUUUAAGCGAUCCUCUGAGCGGGCGCGCAGCAUCCUCGCGCUCUUUCGGGAGAAAGGCCGCACCGAUAUUGAGGACAUCAAGCCGUACAUGGCCGUCAUCGCGCUCGACAUAAGCGAGAUUACCGUCAACCUUGACCAGCACUCGUCUUACGCGCACAAGUUCAGCGCGCUCAAGCAUCUGACAGACAUCUUUCUCACCCUGUGCCCACAGGACAACUGGCGCCCAUCACGCAUGAUACGGGCUGUGUGCGAGAUCGACAAGUGGGGUCUCCGCCUCCGGCCAGUCAAAGACGCAUUCACACCCGAAGACUGCGUGCGGCUCGCUGCUGAAGAUGGGGGGCAUUGGCUGCGGGACAAGGCGGCCGAGAUCCAACGGUUCGCGAUUAACGAUUAUGGCGUCUUCUGGGAGCUCAAGAAGACAUACAGCUCCCUUGUUGAGAAUGCGCAACUCAGAUCAUAG